Molecule: messenger RNA, 684 nt
Organism: Schistocerca nitens (vagrant locust)
Lineage: Eukaryota; Metazoa; Arthropoda; Insecta; Orthoptera; Acrididae
Exons: 4
Coding region: 1-684 (227 amino acids)
Source: RefSeq, a predicted model, not a curated record
AUGGCUCGCCUAACGCUGCUUCUGGUGCUCGGCUUGGCACUCGUGGUGAAGGCGUCGCCCUACGGCGACGACUACGGCUAUGGCGGCCACCACGACGACGGAAAUGACGAGUGGGACGACUUCCAGAAGGUCUUGGAAAGCGUACCUAAGGACGUCCGUGCACUGGUCAAGGCUGCUGUGGACUACCUGCGGUGGCGCCGCGUCCCCGCCAGGAAGGCGUUGGCGUACGCCUUGCAGGGUAUCCGGGUCCUUCUGAGACUGUGGGCAAAAAUACUGCAUAAGGAAAAGGACUUCGGCCAUGACAUCAGUUCGCUGGACGAAGCCAAGAAAGAGGCACGUCACUCCGUGCCCUGGGCGGAUAAGGAACUGAAGGAGGCAGAAAAGAAGUUCCCUGACCUGGUUGGCUGCCUCGUCAAAAUUGUGACUGGCUUAGUGGACACACUCACAGGAGCUCUCGGGGGCCUCGGCGGCAAGGGCAAACACGGCGACCACGGCGGACACGACGGUCACGAUGGCUGGGACCACGACGGCCACGGCGGCCACGGCGGCCACGGGCUCACCGACGGCCUGCCUCUGGGAAAGGGCGGCCACGGCCCAGGUGGCGGUUUGGCGAUUCCAGGCGAUCUUGCCGGCAAAGCACACGGCGCCACCGGUUACGACGUAGGUGGCCUACUGGGCCGGUGA